Molecule: messenger RNA, 328 nt
Organism: Paramecium sonneborni
Lineage: Eukaryota; Ciliophora; Oligohymenophorea; Peniculida; Parameciidae
Source: the annotation of a GenBank genome assembly
AUGACAUCUUAAGAUAUACAAUAAUUAUUGGAUUUCUUAUUUAAAAUUUCCAUAAAAAGAUGGGAUUGUGUAAUUUUAAUUUGGAAGCUAUUGCAAAUACUUAACUAUACCUUCAUGUUUCUUAUAUGGUGGAUUGGUUAAAAUGUAAUAUUAUUUUUACUACUUUAAGUAUUUUUUAGUUCUCUCAAAAAGAGAUGUUUCAAAUUUGAGUUACAUACAGUGUGAUGUUUCUCUUCCUUUUGGAUCAAAAGAACAUUUAAUUUGGAUUAUCUCCUUCAUUAACCCAGGUAUUUAAAUUAGAAAACAUUUUUUGUUAUUUAAUCAAUGA